CGAAUUUUUCCGUCCACGCGACCUCCUCCGCCGCGCCUGUCGACGGUCUGUGAUACAUCAACAUGGAAGAUAACAUCCGAGCGCCGGAUGUGCAACGGUAUCGGAAUCACUCGGUUGACGACGAUGGAAUGUAUCGUCGAGGCUCCAUCGGAACAAGCAGCGAAGGCGAGAGUAGCAGCAUCUGUCAACCAUUUUUCUAUCGCAGCAGCUCCAUUUCCAGCACCACGUCCUCCGACAUGCGUUCCAUUCAAGGGAAGACAUCGUUGUUGGAAGAACUGAAAGGACGGCUCGAAGAACAUCCGUUGUUGCCACUAGUCCAUCAGCAGCUUGCCGUAGUGCAUGCCACGUGCAACGUCCAACGUGCCCGCAUGCGGCAGUGGAAGGACGACGAGAUUGAUUUGGCGAUGAAAGAAGAGGACCAGUAUUACGACGACGUCGAGCGAUUUGUGCUGAUCAUCGACGCCAUGCAAGCCAAGAUCGAAUCGAUGCAACCCUCCGUACAGGCGUCCGUUUCCUCCAGCAUUCCAACGCCUCCUCGUAUUUGUGCCACCACCGACGAUACAUCCGACCUGGCCUCGGCAAGACGCCACGUCGCAGCUCUCGAAGCGGCUGUGGCUGAAUCACGGGCCCAAUGCCAAGAGCUAGAAUCGCAAGCCAGUGCCUUGCGCGACGUGAACGAAGCGCUGAGUGCGCGUGCGAAGUCCUGGAAGAAAGCGCAAGUGGAAAAAGAAUCUGCCGUCGAACGAACGUGGAUGGAACGGCAGCAUGCAGCGACGAUGUCAUUGCAGCAACGAGUGGACGCAUUGCAAACCGAGCUGGCCGUGGCACAGAAACGAGGCGAGUCGUCGCACCACCAAUGGUCAGACCUGCAAAUGACCCACCACGACACAUUGGACCACUUGAAAGAAGCAUACCGAGACGUGAUUGACGCGAACGGCAAACUGCAGGAAGAGCACCGCCUUGGACUUGGUAGAGACGCCAUUAUCAAGAAAUACGAGGAAUUGCAAGCAAAGUGGGCAACGGAACGGACGUCGCUCGAAACGAGUCGUCACAAUCUUGCGACCGAAUUAAGCGAAUAUCGCGACGAAUUACGGCGCGUGACUGACGAAUUAGCAUCAAAGACAUUGCGUGAGGAGGACUUGACACGUCAGGUAGCCGCCGCCGCCGCCGAGCGUCUGCAAGAUCAACGCGAAAAUGCAAACUGGCACGACAAGUACAACGUAGUCAUCGCCAAGCUGGACGAGGCCCAGGCGACAAUUAUGUCGUUGGAGGCAACGGUCAAGGCAACGACGAGUCGACUCGACGACACGAUGUCGCAGCUCGAGUUUGCGCGCCAAAAUGCCCGCGAGUUUGACGACGAACGACAUCAAGCCAAGAGUCAAGUGGAAGAGCUUCGAGAGGCCCUCCAAGACGUGCAAAGCACGCUGGCUCAUCGCACCCAGGAAAAGACGGACGCCGUGACGUCGGUGGGCCGAUUGAACGAUCUGCACAUCGAAGUGGUGGCGUUGCUGGCGGAAAAGGAGCGUAUGUUGGACCGAGUGUCGACGAUGUUGGGUCAAAACCAGCAGCGUGUGGACCAACUGGAGGCGUCGAUCGAAGCCAAAGACGAUGAAAUCAACCGGCUGAAGCGGCAGAGCUCGACGACGGCGGCAGCGUUGGAUGACACGUUCCAACGACUGCAGGCGUUUGACCAACUAAGCAUGGCAUACCACGACACGAGAAUUCAGUACGAAGCUCGUCAAAGCGAGAUUGAGCAACUAGAGUCCCAGCUGCGUGCGGCCGAUACGUCCGCGGCAGCGUUGCAGCGAUCGUUGCUGGAACGGCAAGAGCAACUGGAUGCCGCGGUGGAGCAACGAGUCGACUUGGAAGCGCGGUUCCGUGAACUGCAGAGCAUUUGCCACGACCUGGUGGCCAAGCUCGAGCUCGCCGAGGACAAAACCCGCGCACAAUCCGAGCAGUUAGAUGUGAGGGCCGCGCACGACGAGCUACAAUCUGCCCACGCCAGUCUCCAACACACCCUGCACGACGUCCAACGUGCUGCAAAUGCCAAAGUUCAAGAGUUAGAGGCUGCCCUGUCGGGAAUGUAUGACUCGACGAAACAAAAAGACUGUGAACUGGCCGCGCUGCGAUCGGAUAUGGACCGACUGGCGGAUGAACAAAACCACAUGUUGGCCAACGAAAGAGAGCGCGGGGAACGGAAUACACGAGCGCUCGAGUCGAAAUGUGCAGCUUUGCAGGCCAAAGUGGAUGCAUUGCAACAGCAAAACAGCCAGCUCGACGCGUUGGUGCAAACACACAAAGGGUCGUGCAACGAAUGGCGCGACGCAUGUCAAGAGGCUGCGACCAACGCGGAAACGCUCAAGCGUGAGUUGACUCAAGUACAAGUUGACAAGGCGCAUGAGAUUUCGGACAUGUCGGAGCGACUGGAGGCUUUGGAGAAGGACCACAAGACCCUCAAAGCACGCGAACGUACUGUGUCCAUGCAAAACACCGAGAUGACACAACGACUUGACUCGAUCACAACCGCUCGUGACGCUGAAAUGCACGAGUGGAAAGUGGCGGUAGCUCAAUGGACUUCCUCCCGCGAACGCAGCCAAGCCAUGGUGGACGCGCUCAAGGGGGCCAUAGCCGAGAAAGACACUGCGUUGGGCCACGUACGAAGAGACCUCGACCACGCACGAGGCGAAUUGCUAGCGACAAAUGCGCAACUUGAGAUGGCCACGGAGGUUGGACAAAAGGCGGAACGCCGCGUUGAAGCGUUGAUGGCGACCGUUGAAUCGCUGCAGUCGCAAGUGACCUCCCAAUCCCAGUCGUUUCAAGACAAACACGUCGAGGAGUUUGAAAACUUGCGAGCUGCAUGUCACGACGUGUCGGCCGUGAAUCGCAUGUUGACCACGGAGCGCGAAAGCAUCCACGCGUGGCUCCAACAGUGGCUCGCGAAUGGCAGCAACGACCCCAACACGUCAUCGCAAUAUGCAACGGACGACAUCCAAGCAACUCUGGAUCGACUGGACAGUUGGUGGCGGGAACGCUUGACCACCACACAGUCGUUGGCCGAAACAGUGACCAAACUGAACGCCAAACUCAUGGCGACAGUGGACGUUGGCGCUCGCUUUGAAGCUCAAGUCGAUGCGUUGAUACAUCAACUAUUGGACGCGUUGGGAUCCCAUAACCGUUCAAACAACAACCAGACAUGUCACGGGGACAUCAAGAGAGCGAUCCACGAAGCCUUUGCACAUGCCAUUGCCCUGGCACGAUCUACCCAGAAAGAAACGACCCCACAAACGUCAAACUUGACGGCCAGUCGAAACAGCCACGCGUACAAGCUAAUGUCGACAAAACGGCCACAAGAUGCUAGUGCUACCGUGGUCGUCGUGGCAGAAACGGGUCCGUCUGACCAAGUCGGGCGUCCCAAUCAUGACAACCACGUCGUCCAGUUGAACGACCACCUCACGCACCUCAUGCAGCAAUGUCUGGCGUUGCAAGCGCGCAACGAAAAGUACAAGAAACAACUGCACACGAUGCGACAGCGUGAAAAGCUCCUGGAACGAGAUCUCCUCCUUGCGAUAAAGUAAACAAAUCGUCCUCCCAUCCUCUUCGAGCAUGCACAAUGUCGUUGACUUACUAAAAUAUCGC
Molecule: messenger RNA, 3636 nt
Organism: Aphanomyces astaci
Lineage: Eukaryota; Oomycota; Saprolegniomycetes; Saprolegniales; Verrucalvaceae
Exons: 15
Coding region: 63-3575 (1170 amino acids)
Source: RefSeq, a predicted model, not a curated record